Messenger RNA from Mycena indigotica, 1836 nucleotides. RefSeq lists its product as uncharacterized. The transcript has 5 exons. Gene Ontology annotation, cellular component: dynactin complex. NCBI's taxonomy places the organism in Eukaryota, Fungi, Basidiomycota, Agaricomycetes, Agaricales, Mycenaceae. The record is from RefSeq and is a predicted model, not a curated record. The coding region runs from base 1 to 1836 and encodes 611 amino acids.
AUGUGUCACAACCAAACGCGUCGUAUGGCUUCCGUCCAUUACCAUUGUCCUUGCCUCUCUCAAUCUACACUGCCUCCUCCUCCCCACCUUCCCUCCUCCUCCCACAGUUUCCAUCCAUUACACACACUCUUCUUUUGUGAAGAAUGUGAUGCUGUUCGAUGCAAUCGUUGUGUUUCCGUCGAGGUCAGCGGGUACUAUUGUCCCAACUGCCUCUUCGAGGUACCAAGCGCCAGCGUCCGAGCUGAGAAGAACAGAUGUGCCCGAAAUUGCUUCAUGUGCCCAAAUUGUCGCAAUACUCUUGCUGUAGUUCCUUCCGACCCACCAGACGCUGGAGACGGAAUGGCCCCCGUCCAGAUCAACGCUGUUGGCGAGCCUCCGUUCUUUCUAUACUGUAAUCAUUGUCGCUGGGACUCAGCAGAGGUGGGGAUCACAUUCGAGAAACCGACUGGGCUCGCAGGCACGUUCCCGCAGCUGCAGAAAUAUGAAGACUCCGCCCCUGAAUCGCUGGAAUUCGAGCGACUGAAAGAGCACUUUGAGCCUGUUAUCAGAGCAGCAACUGCUCUGUCAUCAUCUACCGGUCCUUCUGCUGCCCACCCUACCACCAGUACCGCUCGAGCGCGGACUAACUCGAUAACAGCUGCCGCCUCUGCCGCUCUUGCGCGUGACAUUCCCGGUGUUGGCAAAUACAAUCCUCUUGGACGAAGUCAGCGGGGUGGACCUGGGUCAAGCGUUAAGAAAGACAAGUCCGCAAACAACGAUGAGAUGCCUGAAUAUCGAAGCCGCGUGGAUAUCACAACGGCAAGCGCUCACGGAACGGGUGGCGGGGAAGUUGAUGUAGAGCAUAUGCGGCAUCUGGAGAACCUGAGCGAAAUCGCUAAUCUGGAGCAGCGGUGGGGGUCAAGCUGGGCAAUGUCGCUGCGGACUAGUGAUUUGAAGCCAUUACGGAUACCUCUUCACUCGAAGCGCUCGAAACGUUGUCCAGCAUGUGCGCAUAUUCUCAUAAAACCAGAACAAAAAGCGCAAUCCGUUCGGUACAAGAUCAAGCUUGUUGCUGCAACCUACCUCCCAGCCAUCACUGCUGCCCUUCCCCACCAACAAGCAGCUGUUGCAGAAACUGCCCGUCGGUCACUGGCCAAGUCUACUGCGACAGCUCCUCCAGAAGACGACCGUAUAGCGGGGGGAAUGCAUGCCGGCAAAACCUAUUCGUUUCAUCUUGCUCUAACAAAUCCACUCUAUGAUCCCAUUACUGUACGGUUAACGGUGCAGCGAGUUCAUGUUCCAACUGCUCCCCAAUCGUCUUCAGGGCGUGCAUCUCCGGAAAAGUCCCGUCGGCCGCCAUUCGCUGUGUCGUUACCGAGCAACUCGUUUGUCAUCGCCGCAUUUGCGGAAGCUUGGGAAUAUGAAGAUGAUGAAGACGAUGAAAUCUUCGGAUUGGACGACGAUGACGAGUUUGGUGUUGCAGGGCGGUUACCAGGGAGGGAGCGAGAACGUCCGGGCGGAGAUUCAAGAAGCGGGGCAAACGCGACAAGUCGAUCGAAGACCGUUGGAGUGCUUGAGAAGAAAGCUAACAUGACUGUGGUCGGAGGCGAAGUGGUGAUUGGAAAGGAGGCUCGAGGGAAUGUCAAGUUCAACAUGCUAGUGUCUUAUACAUAUCGGGCGGAUGACCCUGCGCCGUCGGAAUCUAACGACGGGGACCGUGAUGGACGAGGGAGCCCCUCGAAAGCCGGUGCAUCCAAGGCCCCAGAAACGAAGACAUUCCAAUUCUAUACUGUCGUAGACCUGGGUCCUAUCAUUCCUAGAGAGGAACGUGAACGAAUAUCAGAGUUGGAUAUCUGA